Messenger RNA from Phytophthora infestans T30-4, 714 nucleotides. RefSeq lists its product as uncharacterized. The transcript has a single exon. The coding region runs from base 1 to 714 and encodes 237 amino acids. The record is from RefSeq and is a predicted model, not a curated record. Lineage: Eukaryota; Oomycota; Peronosporomycetes; Peronosporales; Peronosporaceae.
AUGACGCGAGACGACAUUCGUCAACUACGUCGAAAGUUCGACGACGAGGAUGGCUCACACAGUGACACGGUAACAAUUCGAGGCUUUUUCCACUUGAUUAACGACGAUAAAGCGUUCGAGCGGUCUCAAAUCCUGACUAAAGAACUCCUUCGAAUUGCCAACGUCGCGCCUUCGACCGGUCGAGUGACAUUCGAUCAGUUUUUACGCAUCGUAUGCACGUUUGCUGCGUUUUCCGAGACGGAACUCUGGCGGUUCUUUUACGAAUCCUUUUUCGCUGGUGGAGUAGCUACUGUAAACGCUCGUCGACUUGGAGAAGUGUUGCAAGCAGCUGGAAACUCUUACGCUCACAACAUCGAAGUUGCUGCUCGCCAUCUCCCUACAAACGCAUUUUCACCAUUAACUGGGAUGCCAUCGUCUCUCACUUUUGACGACUUUGAGGAACUUGUGCGUCGGAACCCCAUUGUUUUCUUCCCACUCGUCCAGCUGCAACGCAAUGUGCGCACUCGAAGUCUGGGUGAGAAGUAUUGGGUGAGGAAGGUACGAGAGCAAGUGCUCAUAAAGCCUCUUUUCGCGUACCAGCAACUUAACCAGGGAAAGUUACCGAAAAUGAAAGUGAAAGAUCGGGCAAUGAAUAUUCUGUUUGGUGGGAAAACUGUUAUGGCACAUGCCAGGACAUUGGCACGGCGGCAAUACCUUGAUGAGUUUAAACGUUGA